CCUCCAUCCCCCGAGGGUUCAGUCCAUUCUGGCCGUCAACUUGCCAUUGCCAUUGCGACCAUCGCGUCGAAACCAGCCUGCGAAAAGCCCACCCAAUUCGAUGAAGGGACCUUCACCCAGCCCGCAGACCAAAACGCAUGGCGGCUCUCAUCGCUCGUCGAGACGACCCGAUUCGAACUCGGUUCCAAUUCCCGUAAUCAGCGGCAACCCGCCCCCCCUCGACACGUCCAAGUCCAACAACAACAACAACAAGCAUGCCAGCCCAGCCUCACCCUCGCUCCCUGGCGCCCACGGCAGCCCAGGCGGCGCUGGCGGCGGAGUCGCAUCUGCGCAGCCGGCGCCGGCUACUGAUGGGGACAGUAGUAGUAGUAGCCGACCCGUCAACACACCGCAGGCUGCACAAUCGGGGGCUGUCGUAGGACCUGAGGGCGAGAAGCAAGAUGCCGAGGCAAAGGAACCGAAGCCGCCCGUGGUGCGGCGCGUCUGGCACAUAUUUAAGGCAGUCAUUCUCCAUUCCAAGAUCAAUGUGCUGCUGGCCUUUGUGCCCGUCGGCAUCGCCGUCGCCCAAGUGGACGGCCUGUCGCCGGGCCUCGUCUUCGCCAUGAAUGCGCUCGCCAUUGUCCCGCUUGCCGGCCUGUUGAGCUUCGCGACCGAGUCGGUGGCCCGCAGGCUCGGCGACUCGCUCGGCGCGCUGCUGAAUGUGACGUUUGGCAACGCCGUCGAGCUGAUCAUCUUUAUUGCGCUGGUCAAGAAUGAGAUUCGCGUCGUCCAAGCUUCGCUGCUUGGCUCCAUUCUGGCCAACCUGCUGCUUAUCCUGGGCAUGUCCUUCUUCCUCGGAGGCCUUCGCUUCCGUGAGCAGAUCUACAACAGCACCGUGACUCAGAUGAGCGCUUGUCUCCUGAGUCUGAGUGUGGUCAGUCUCGUCCUGCCGACCGCAUUCCACGCAUCGUUCAGCGAUAGCGACCUUGCAGAUGCGCAAUCCCUCAAGAUCAGCCGGGGCACCAGUGUGGUCUUGCUGCUGGUGUACAUCGUGUACCUGCUCUUCCAGCUGAUCUCGCAUGCCUACAUGUACGAGUCAACGCCGCAGCACAUCAUCGAUGAGGAAGCAACACCAGGCCCCGUCGCCAACUGGCUGGACUCGUCCAGCUCCGACGGCAGUUGCUCGAGCGACUCGGACUCGUCGGAUUCGGACCACUCUCGAGAGACCAUGUCAAGGCGGAUGAAGCGCGUUAUGCAUCGCCGCCGGCGGUCAAGCGUCGUUUCGGCAGAGGCAGCCGGAAGCGUGAGCCCUGGCUUUUCUCGCACGGCUUCGGCGGGCACGAGCGAUAUCCUCCCGGUCAAGGGAGAACCCAAUUCGGAAGAAUCCUCGUCCCGCCCUGCUCUGAACCACCGAAAGUCAAGCAACGGCGUGCACGAUGAGGGCGAAGACGAAAAGGCCCACCGUCACGGCAAACAUCACCGUCACCGCCUCCCUCGUAGGAAGCAUCGCAAGCACAAGCACCGGGCGAACGUCACGGCGUCCCCCGAGACCGUGAGCGAGACAAUCGACGAGAACGCCGUGGUGGAGCCUUCGGCUCGUGACCUGCGGAGAGUCGAGUUUGCCCCCGAUGUGGCUUCCACCCGUGGAAACCUCGCGGGCGAGCCACGGUCCCGGAGCCCCUUCCAAGGGCUGCGCGCCAUGUCCCUUCGGCCCGUCGUUAGCAGCCUGGCGCCGACCGUGUUCACCCAGCCUCCCACCGCCGCCACGACCCAUGUCCCGUCCGGCCCGGUCCCCCGCGUGCGCUACGGCAUCCGCCGGACCAACUCGCUGCCGGACCGCCUUGACCAGUACUAUCGCGCGCCCGGAGCCAUGAUGCCCUCGCAGAUCCCGCUGGCGCGCCCCCCGACCAAGGCCAUCAUCGCCGAAGAGGCGCACACCGUGGAACUGUCGCGCACCGCUGCUGUGAUUCUCCUGCUCCUGUCGACGGCGCUCGUCGCCGUCUGCGCCGAGUUCAUGGUCGACUCGAUCGACGGGCUCGUCGAGACGAGCACCCUCAGCGAGAUCUUCAUCGGUCUCAUCAUCCUGCCCAUCGUCGGCAACGCGGCCGAGCACGUCACGGCCAUCACGGUGGCCAUGAAGAACAAGAUGGACCUGGCGAUUGGCGUCGCCGUCGGCAGCUCGAUCCAGAUCGCGCUCUUCAUCACGCCGCUCAUCGUCAUCAUCGGCUGGAUCAUGAACCGCGAAAUGACGCUCUACUUCACAUUGUUCGAGACGGUCUGCCUGUUCGUCUCGGCCUUCAUCACCAACUUCCUGGUGCUCGACGGCCGCAGCAACUACCUCGAGGGCGCGCUGCUGAUGGCGACCUACGUCAUUAUCGGUGUCGUCGCCUUUUUCUACCCCAACGCGAACGACGCCAGCGCCCGGGUGUUUUAGGUAGGGUGUGCCGGCGGUAAAGGUCUGGUUGUUGUUCGCGGCAAUCGGAGAUAUCAUGGAAGAGACUCAAGGCGAAGGGAAGAAGAGGAGUCGGGGAGUCGGAGAGUCGGGGAGUCGGUUUGGGAAGUGCCAGACUGGGCUCGCCAUGGCAGGUGUCGGGGGUGCUGGGGUGGGAGAGGUUUUGCAGAGCGGGGAGCGGAGGGUCACAAGGCGCUGAGCUGAGCAACUUACCAAGAGCCAACAGAUUGAGCACGGCAAGCGAAGCGGUACUUGCGUUAAGCUGAGUUGCGUUGAUGGUUUUUUCCCGAGACGGUAGCCUGUCAAGCAAGUGAUGAACGCGAGCUGCAAGGGGACGAGUGGUGGGCAACAUCACCUUAAGCAGCGCUCCUGCAAACCCCAUAGCUUGAUGGACAUCUUUUUUCCAGGUGCUGCUUCCAGUGUCCCUGAGUACAUACGUGGCGUGGUAUCUUAGCAUUUGGGGAAGUCAUUCUCGUGGGGGCGGUAAUGCGAUGCACCUUUCCUGCUUCCGUU
This is a messenger RNA of Thermothielavioides terrestris NRRL 8126, 2944 nucleotides long. RefSeq lists its product as uncharacterized. Gene Ontology annotation, cellular component: fungal-type vacuole membrane. The coding region runs from base 101 to 2413 and encodes 770 amino acids. Lineage: Eukaryota; Fungi; Ascomycota; Sordariomycetes; Sordariales; Chaetomiaceae. The record is from RefSeq and is a predicted model, not a curated record. Gene Ontology annotation, molecular function: calcium:proton antiporter activity. The transcript is spliced from 5 exons. Gene Ontology annotation, biological process: calcium ion transmembrane transport; intracellular calcium ion homeostasis.